AUGGUAGUUAUAUUUAGCAAGGUGAAAGGUUCAGUUGAAAAAUCCCAUUCAAUCGGUUUUUCUUUUCAUUCAGCAGGAACGCGUGAAGCAGGCAGCAGUUCGGCUCUCAAGUAUCCGGUGGUCGUGUUCAUCCACGGAGAAAGUUAUGAAUGGAAUUCUGGCAAUCCAUAUGACGGGAGCGUCCUAGCCAGCUAUGGAAGCGUCGUCGUAGUCACAAUUAAUUACCGAUUAGGAAUCCUAGGUUUUUUAAAUGUAAAUACAGAUCCGUACUCCAAAUCGCCAGCAAACUAUGGUCUUAUGGACCAAAUAGCUGCCCUCCAUUGGCUACAAGAGAAUAUUGCCGUAUUUGGGGGUGAUCCUACGAAUGUUACUGUAAUAGGCCAUGGUACUGGUGCUGCAUGCGUAAAUUUUCUGUUAACUUCAAGUGCUGUGCCAGAAGGUGUGUUGUUUCACCGGGCAAUUCUGAUGUCAGGUUCAGCACUAUCUCCUUGGGCCUUGGUACAGGAACCGUCCCGUUAUGCAGCGCAGGUGGCCAUCCACGCAAACUGCUCUCCUGAACUGCCGCAGCCUCAUCUUCUCAAGUGCCUUAGGGAACGGCCGCUGGAUCUCCUAAUGUCCACUCCCGUUCACCCUCCAGACUUUGCAUUUGCCUUCGGACCUAGCGUUGACGGUGUUGUUAUUGACACAGGAGAACCUCCCGAAAGCCCACAUUACACUGAUUUCGAAUCGGUAAUUCCCCGAAAAGAGGAACCGCUAAAUGCCAUUAACAUUUUGGACAACGUUCUUCUAAAAAAGCCCGCUUUAGCAAAGCUAUCCCGGUACGAUCUUCUCUUGGGAAUAGUCAAAGCCGAAGCCUAUUUCGCAUUUAACAGUGAGGAUGACCAAUACGGAAUCGAAGCAGAUAGAAGAUCAAGAAUAUUAAGGACGUUUGUAAGAAACACUUACAGUUAUCACCUCUCAGAAAUUUUAGCAACGAUUGUAAAUGAAUAUACGGAUUGGGAAAGGCCUGUACAACACCCCAUAAAUAUAAGGGAUGAAACCCUCGAAGCCCUGUCUGACGCUCAGUAUGUCGCUCCUGUCAUACAUACUGCCGAUCUACAUUCCACUGAACAUCGGAAUUCCUUCCUGUACGUUUUUGACUAUCAAACGAAAUUUGGUGACUACCCGCAGCGCCAGGGUUGUAUCCACGGCGAAGAGUUACCAUAUCUGUUUGGAGCUCCGUUAGUCGGUGGAUUUAUGCAUUUCGGAAGAAAUUAUACAAAAUCCGAAAUACUGCUCUCCGAAACAACUAUGAUCUAUUGGAGCAACUUCGCGCGAACCGGAAACCCAAAUGAGUCUCCUGAAGCAGACUCGUCAUUUGGAAAUAGACAAGAAAAGGGGCGUCUGAAGAAUAUCGAAUGGACCGCAUACGAAGCUGUUCAUAAAAAAUAUCUUAACUUAGAUACCAAACCGAAACUUAAAAAUCACUACAGGGCUCACCGUUUGUCUUUUUGGUUAAACCUCGUGCCAGAUCUCCACAAACCUGGUGGAGACGACGUGCCCAUGGCCCAUCAUCAGCUGAUAGAUGAUGACCCACCCCGACCAAAGCUCCCCAAUCUCAAUCCCCGCAAGCUAACUACAGAAGCCUCGGUUAUUGACACAGGAAAAGGAGCAACUUCACCAACCAAUAGUUCCACCUUGACAUCACCUGUUUUGGACACGACAGAACGUGUAGAAGAACUCGGGGGUGCUAGUACAACUCCACAUCCGGUAGAAGACGGUUUCGCGGCCUAUUCCACGGCCCUUAGUGUUACAAUCGCGAUAGGGUGUUCGUUGUUAAUUUUGAACGUGUUAAUUUUCGCUGGUGUGUACUACCAAAGAGACAAGUCUCGUAUGAGUGAAGGUGCCAGGCAGCCAAAGAAGCGUAAUGAAAAUGGACAAAUGCCUAAUAAUAUAUGUGGCGAUUUAGAAUCGAGUAUAUUAGGAGUAAAAACUGACCCCGCAACCAUACUUGCUCAUCACCACUCCCAUCACCAACUACCCCCUCCAGAGUUUGCCGAUCUUCCACAAAACAACGCCACACUCCCUAGACCACCACCUCCCCCAAAAAAUUCCAAACCCAAUGUAAAUACAUUCACAGGGAAUCAGCUACACGAAAAUCAACCCCUAUUAUCGCAAAGUAUACAAAUGAUAAAUACCGGGACGUUAACAAAGAAAAACAUUCAUUCGACUAGUAAACACAACACUAUGGAUGAGCUCAGGGUGUGACGGCUCUGUGUAAUAAUUUCUUAAGUGGUGAAGUCUGCAAUAAAAAAAAACUUGGGAUUGCUCAAAUAUUGUUUGUAACGUUUAUCCAUCGAUGGAUAUUUACCCCCGCAGGGAGUAUCAAUGUACUAUGUCACAUCUAUUUUCACGUUUAGUUUAAAUGAACUUGUGGAAAAUGAAUAGAUCGUAUAAUCCCAGACAUUUUCGAACAAAACUAAAUUUCCCAAUUGUCGUUGAUAUAAUUUUUGUGAUAUGAUAUAACUAUAAAUUUUUAACAGGGAAGUACCUAUAUCAGCAUGACAUUAGAUUUGUGGUUUAAAUAUGCACGUAUUUGAACUACUAUGUAAUGUGUCGAUUAUAAAUUUUAAUCAACAGAAGUAUUCGUGAUAAAAAAGAAAAACGGUACUAUUUUUCGGUACCAUUAUCUUAACCUAUUCAAUAUUUAAUAAUUUCUUCAUUUUCAUGGAACCAGUACUUUAUAAAAGUCAAACAGUGGUAAAAGAGGUUCUCCAAAAUCAAUGGAUAGUACAUUUGAACAGUAGAAUUUUUUAUAUUCGAAAUCAGUUAUUAUCAUGCAAAAUGUUAACAUAGAAAUUUUUUAACAAAAUAUAGAUAAGAGUAAAUCAACGUGCGAAUUACGUUUAUGAUUUACGAUUAAUCCAAGUUAUCUUUAAACCACGUAAAAGACAAAAGUGAUAACGAUCAAAAUGAGUUUAAGAAAUACUAUAAUAAAGGUACGUACAGUUGGUGGAAAUACGUAUUCACAACACCAUUAACCUCCAGAGAACAUGUAAUUUAUUUAAAAGAAAACGUUAGACUUCUUUCUAA
This is a messenger RNA of Agrilus planipennis (emerald ash borer), 3072 nucleotides long. RefSeq names its product neuroligin-1. Gene Ontology annotation, cellular component: postsynaptic membrane; synapse; cell surface. Gene Ontology annotation, biological process: postsynaptic membrane assembly; neuron cell-cell adhesion; modulation of chemical synaptic transmission. The coding region runs from base 1 to 2247 and encodes 748 amino acids. The record is from RefSeq and is a predicted model, not a curated record. The transcript has 9 exons. Gene Ontology annotation, molecular function: neurexin family protein binding; signaling receptor activity. NCBI's taxonomy places the organism in Eukaryota, Metazoa, Arthropoda, Insecta, Coleoptera, Buprestidae.